AUGUUUAAAUUUUUAAUUAAUAAUUUAAGAAAAAAAAUAGUUGAAUCAUCUAAAAUGUCAUUUUCAAAAGAAACGAGAUCACUGCGGUCUAAUAAAAAAGAACCUAAUGAUGAAAUAAAAAUAAAAGAUGAAGAUUCUAAAGAGGAAAUAGUUGUAUCAAAAUAUUUUGUUGCUGAGGUUUUAGAACCACAAAAAAAAUCGAAAAAAACAGCUGGAAAAAAACGUAAAUCCAUUGAAAUAAAAUAUGAAGAAAAUCAAAGUGUUGAAAAUGCUGGACAAGAAAAAGAAAAUAAUGAAUGGUUCCCGAAAAAUUGGAAGGAAACGUGGAAAUUAAUAAAAGAAAUGAGGAAAGAUGCUACAGCACCUGUUGACGAUAAAGGUUGUCACAGAUGUUCUGACCCAAAAGCUGAUCCACCUACAUUCCGUUAUCAAACUCUGACAUCAUUGAUGCUAAGUAGUCAGACUAAAGAUCAAGUAAAUCAUGCAGCUAUGCAGCGUCUCAAAGAUCAUGGUUGUACACCUCAAAAUCUUCUUGCGACAUCAGAUGAAGUUCUUGGCAAACUUAUUUAUCCAGUUAGUUUCUGGAAGAGAAAGGUGCAGUUCAUAAAAAAAGUCGCCAAGAUAUUGAUUGAUUCUUACGGUGGAGAUAUUCCGAAUAACAUUGAAGAAUUAUGUGCUCUUCCUGGUGUCGGCCCUAAAAUGGGACAUCUUUGUAUGCAAGUUGCCUGGAAUAAAGUAACAGGUAUAGGUGUUGAUGUACACGUUCACAGAAUUUGCAAUCGUUUGGAAUGGGUUAAAAAAUAUGCUAAAACGCCUGAAGAGUCAAGAAAACAAUUAGAGUCAUGGUUGCCGAGAGAAUUGUGGAUGGAAAUAAAUUAUUUACUUGUUGGCUUUGGACAAGAAAUUUGUUUGCCUCAACGUCCAAAGUGCGAUCAAUGUUUGAACAAUAAACUUUGUCCUUUUGCUAAAUCUAACAAUAACACUAAUAAAAAAUCUAAGAAAUAA
Cotesia congregata is the source of this 1005-nucleotide messenger RNA. The record is from the annotation of a GenBank genome assembly. NCBI's taxonomy places the organism in Eukaryota, Metazoa, Arthropoda, Insecta, Hymenoptera, Braconidae.